This is a messenger RNA of Mytilinidion resinicola, 777 nucleotides long. RefSeq lists its product as uncharacterized. The transcript has 2 exons. The record is from RefSeq and is a predicted model, not a curated record. NCBI's taxonomy places the organism in Eukaryota, Fungi, Ascomycota, Dothideomycetes, Mytilinidiales, Mytilinidiaceae. The coding region runs from base 1 to 777 and encodes 258 amino acids.
AUGGAUGCGUGUCGGAGCGGAGAUGUUGGGUGGCCAGCCCUCUGCGACAGGAUCUGCAGGCGAAGCUGGACACCCUGGGCGAGACCUAUAGAAGGCUAUGCCUCUUUGGAUCCAUCCAGGGGAGUGCCGGCGCAAUCUACGACCUGGAAUGCCGGAAUUCCCACUUUGACUGAGGGGCUGGCUCUGAUCAGCGCGGUUAGCAUGGGCAGCAGCGAACGAAGCACGCUCAAUGAAGAAGAGCCUUACCAAAUGAGUUUUGCAGGAGAUUCCAGAAUCGCCGUGCCUGGUCGGAGUGCCGCUGCCCUUGGAAAGAGCUUAUGGGAGGAUGUCGCCGUCGCCGUCGCUGUCGUGGGCGUGCGCUGUCGUGGACGACUCCCGCGGCGAUCCAGGGGGUAUAGGAUCCGAUCAGCCCGUAUCGCUGGAGCUCUAGCUCAGUCAUUCGGGCCGUUGCUGCCAUGGACGAGUAUAGCUUGUCGAUGUUGUAGGAGGGAGGGUUGUGGGCGAGGCGAGGCGAAACAAAGGUCCAAGCGGGCCGUUGCUGGGGCGGCCCCUUUGGGAGGCUGCGGAGCAUCGGAGCAGCCACAAACGCGCUCUAUUCGAGCUAGCUAUACCGAGCUUGCGAAGAGGAUGGCCAUGUCUGCCUCGAGCUCCGCGAGCUGGUUUGAGGUUGAGGAGAGGCGUGUUGGUGGUGGGAGAAGGGGGGAUGGCUUCUCAUCGCCGCCCCGCCACGGAGACAUCUCACCAGCGGAAUAUGGCUCGGCAGCCUUUCAAACAUGA